CAGAGAGGGAGAUAGAGAAAUAAAAUAGUGCCCUGCAGACUGAUAGACACAAUGGUAGUGACAGCAGUGGUGGCUUGCCGUUGAUGCUCUCCCCUUGCUGCAUGUGGCCUUUGAACUCAUUGUUGUGUCGCGGAUGACGUCAGUGCCGUGUGCUGGAGACGGAGCGGCGUGCGCCUGGCGAGACAAAGGCGGCGGACCGACUGGGGUCAGGCAGCAGCAGUAGAAGCAGAGAGCUGAGAACCAAUGUGUGUUUUUUUUUUAACUGAAAACUGCUAACCUUGGAUUUGAGCGGCGGUCUCCCUGAAGGUACGCAGAAUGAAGACCCAGUGACACUCCCAGGAAUAUGCUUUGACUCUCAAGAAAGAGACAAAAACAACAGAGCUCUCUUUUCGUUUUUAAACGUUUUUCUCCUACGCCCCCCAUUUAGCGUGCUACUAGUUAGCUAACCUGCUAGCUCUCUAGCGUUGCACAGCGCACAGUACUCCUCCUGGCUGCUUCUCAUCUUUCCCUCAAAAAUUGGGCGACAAACGAAGACAGGAUCUCGUCGACAAAGACAAGAUAAAAAGAGGGUGAGCUCACUCCCAACAAACAGGCAUCCGUGAUCUGAUGUGAGAUCCACGGAGAGACAAUGCCUAGCCCUUUAUUCCACCCCGAGAUUAUGGACCACGACGUGGUGAUCAGCAGCCAGCACAACGGGGUCGGUCUGCCCCGAGAGACAGACCAGGAGUCCCGGGAAGAGGACCACCAUGAUGCGCUCCGCUUCGCCCUGGACCAGCUGUCACUCAUGGCUCUGGAGAAGGUGGACUGUGGUAGCGGAGGCGGCGGGCUGGUCGACACGCUGGAUGGGACCCAGGGUCCGGGCUCCGAGGGCUGCAACGGUGUGGGCGGAGGAGGCUACGUGGAUCUACAGAUGCUGGAGCAUCCAAACGGGUCCCGGGACUCGCCGACGUCCUGCUCUCCAUCCCCGGAGUACUACGGCUCGGGCGGGUACCACAUGGCCAGCUCGCACUCCAUGCUCCACGGGGAACAAAGCUCCGUCCUCUGCAGCAGGAAAAGAAGUGUCAACAUGACGGAAUGUGUACCUGUCCCCAGCUCUGAACAUGUGGCUGAAAUAGUGGGGAGACAAGGUUGUAAGAUUAAGGCCUUGCGUGCCAAAACAAACACCUAUAUAAAGACUCCAGUCAGAGGCGAGGAGCCAGUGUUCAUCGUGACGGGACGCAGGGAGGAUGUCGAGAUGGCCAAGCGGGAAAUCGUCUCUGCAGCUGAGCAUUUUUCUAUGAUCCGGGCGUCCCGCUGCAAAGCUGGAGGGCCCGGAGGAGGAGGAGGAGGAGGAGGAGGCGCCAGCUCUCUUCCUGGACCACCACACUUACCUGGACAGACCACCAUACAGGUGAGGGUGCCCUACAGAGUAGUCGGUUUAGUAGUUGGACCAAAGGGAGCAACUAUCAAGCGCAUCCAGCAGCAGACUCACACCUACAUCGUGACACCCAGUCGAGAGAAAGACCCGGUGUUCGAGGUGACCGGCAUGCCGGAGAACGUGGACCGAGCGAGAGAGGAGAUCGAGACCCACAUCACCCUGCGAACUGGAACCUUUGUAGACCUGCAGGGAGACAACGACUUCCACUCCAACGGCACCGAUGUCAGUCUGGAAGGCCUGGGCGCCCUGAGCGGAGGGCUGGGGUCGUCUCUGUGGUCCAGGGCUACUGGCCACCAUUCGGUCCCCCCUCCUCCUCCUCCACCCUCCCCACCUCCUCCUCCCCUCCCCAUGUCCAUGCACCACUCCUCUGGCCGGAAGAUGUCCUCCUCAGUAGCCUAUCACACACACAACGGCGGGAUGACCUCAGACAACUUCAGCACCUCUCGCAAGGCCAACGAGGGAGGCAGCCCCACCAGCCCUUUUAGCACAGGCUCUAGCAGCGCUGGAGGAGGGUUUACUUUCGGGGGCGACUCCACCCCAGGGCUGCCCUCCUCGGAUGAGCUGGGCUUUGAGUUCACUGCUGCCAACAUCUGGGCACCUUUCGUCAACGGGGGGGCGGGCAAUAAGACGGCCGGCUCUUCCCAGCAGCAGCAGCCUCUACGUCGCAACAGCAGCGGCCUCAGCGGUGGCGCCAUCACUCCAAGAUUGUCUCCAACUCUGCCUCAGGACGCGGGCGUGGGCCCCCUGGAUCAUCCAUUAGCCCGUCGUGCGCAGAGCGACCCCCUCAGCACUCUCUCCUGGCUACAGUCUGGCAGCGCCGGAGGCGGCUCCUUCUCCGGAGCGUCCAGCUCCAGCUCCGGCGGCUCGUCGACCGGUUACUCCUCCUGCUCGGCCUCCUCCCUGCCCGGCGGCUCACCCACUGACUCCGAGGGAGGCAGCGGCGGCAUGGUCCUCAGCUCUGGGAUGCUGAGUCGGCUGAAAGGCGGCUCCGUCUCCGGGGUCGCGGGUCUGGUCGGCGUCAGCCCCGGGAUCAACAGGGACUGCUUUGUGUGUUUCGAGAGCGAGGUGACGGCAGCCCUGGUGCCUUGUGGCCACAACCUGUUCUGCAUGGAGUGCGCCGGGCAAAUCUGCCAGUCAGCUGAGCCCGAGUGUCCCGUCUGCCACACCCCCGCCACACAGUGCAUCCGCAUCUUUUCCUAAUGCCUGGGGGGGGUGGGGGCAGGCACCAGCUGUGGCGGAGGCAAUGGAAGGAUUCACACUAAUAACUCUCACACACAUGAUGGACCAUAAUAAAUGCAUAAUAGAGAUGAUGAUACUAUACGGAUGUUGAUUUAUUGCUGAUAACUGUCAAGAUUAAUAAUCUACAAUAAUAAUAAUAAUAAUAAUAAUGACCUGAGUUAUUUUCAGAGGGAAGUUAAUUGAAACUGGUCUGCAGACAGUUGUUGCUCAGACAGUCUCUCGGUGGUGAACUUCUGGAAGGAAACUAGUGUCUUAUCUCUCUUCAGGCCUUCAUUUUGACCGGCAGCAGCCUGCACUGCUGCCGGUCCGUCUCGACAUUUCUUCAUUCUGGCUUCUUCAGAUCUCUGCCUGCUUUCUCUCUCACAGCCUUUCGUUUUGACACUUUUGUACUUAACAGAUAUUUUUUGAUGAAGCUGUCAAUGAGGCCUGCACUUUUCUACUCCUUAUUUUAAUGUUCUAGACAGGACACGAAACCGUUCCAACAAACCCCUAUGCUUUCUCCUCUUGAGCUCACUCAUGCUGUUGUUUGACAUGAAGCGGCGGGGUUGCUAUUUUUCUGUACGCUCGGAACUUUUUUAAAUGUCCGCAUUUGGUCAGGCGCCUAUCGGAAAACAAUAGAGCCGAGGGGACCUCCUAAGGAUGACUUCAUGUUUCUCAUUGCCACACAUUGUUUUGCCAUCAGUAAUGACAAAAGAAUGCUAUUAAUCGACACCUCUUACUUCCUGAUCGAAUUCAAUAACACGAUGGAUGAAUUUGGACGCUCCACAUUUGAAUUGUGGCUGCCGCAUUGGUUCACAUUAAUUCUCCUUUUAAUAAGUGGGAAACAUACCAUUAGUGAUACUGUAGGAAUGUGUCUGAGGUCAGUUCUCUGUACGUUUGGGCUGCCUGACAAUCCCUUUACAUCUCUCUAUUGCGCGUCUGUGUAUGUAUGUGUGUGUGUGUGUGUGUGUGUGUGUGUGUGUGUGUGUGUGUGUGAAUAAUGCCCGCUCAUGCUGUUUCCAUGUUGGCAUCAUUAUGUGCCCUCACCAUGAGAAGGCCUGGUUUCUGUCUGCUGCCCCUCUCCUUCAUCCCGCUCAUCGUCCUACAGGAGGACUUUGCGCAGAUCCAUCCACACCAGGACCUUUUCCUCCUCACGUCCUGUCUGUUACACUCAGAUCGGCUCGUUUUAGCAUUUUCUACUAGUUUUUGACUCUUGACUGUCAAGUGUGUGGCUCGCAGACAUAUUUUGAACUAUAGGAUAAGAUAGGGCUUUUCUGAUGUCACAUGUGAAUGUUUUGUCCAAUAAGGUUACGGAGAGACAGCUGCUCCUCCCAUAUGAAACAAUAACAAGGGGCUCGAUUGAACCUUUUUUUUUUUUUUUUUUCAUGCACUGAUUACUCCCGGCCCCUCUAAAAUGGAAGACAAAAAAGAAGAAGAAAGAAACGCCUCUUACUGUUUUUGUUUUGGUAGUUUUGGUCUUCCACCCCACUCUCACAGCCAAGCUGUAUGGCACUCUCUCAGAUGACACGCCGUCAUACCCAUAUAGCGCUGUACUCCUGGCCAAAUGUGGUGCACUAUAUGGUUAGUUGUUGUUGAGAUUUGUCCUAUGUUUUCAUAGCAUUACUGAGUAACUCCUGAUAAGGCGGUUGCAUCCCAUUUUGUGUUUCGUGGUUUUUAAAGAAUUCAGUGUGAGUUUGCAGUAACUGCCUCCUAUAGUGUUAAUACUGUACGUAUGAUUUGGGUGAUGUCGGUGCGAUGGUACACGGUUGCCGUUGGUGGACCUUUUUUUUUUUUUUUUUUUUUUUUUUUUUAAAUGCAUGGAAUCAGCUCAUAGAAUGAGACAAGCCAUGACAAUAGAAUUAAAAAUGACACACUUAAUUCCCAAGGGCUUCCUCUGACUGCACAGACACAUGAUCACAUUUUUCAGGCUCACACGCGGUAGGUAGAACUUCUUUUAUGGCAGCUAGUAGCUAGGUCAUCCAGGGCUUCCAGACACUCCUUGUGUUCAAAUCCCAGCAGCUGCAGAAUGUUUUGCUUGUUUUUUAAAUUAUAUUUUCUAACUGUCCCUACACAGUCAUCACAUUCGGAUCCUGCCAGUAGAGCGUAGGGCAUUGCAGUCACAGUGUGUCCUCCUCUCUGGACGAAGUCUCAGAUCAGGACGGGUUGUAGGGUUUUAAUAUCAAGGGGGGGAAAAAGGGCAACUACUUGAGGAAAUUAUUGCCGAGGAUGGGCAGUUGCUGCUGUGCUUUGGUGCUCCAGCCAGUAUGAUGUGAAAAUUAUUUGCUGUCUGUUUGUUUGCUACUUUUAGGUGAAGAGGGCAGCAGCUGCACAGAGGAAUCUAAUAAGCCGCUGUCCUGGUUGAGCGCAGCAGUGCACUAAUUCAUGUGUCACACACGAGUAGGAAAAAUCUGCCCAGGAGCUGAACCGGUAGUCUUUGUGAAGACUUUCCCAUGGUGCUUUGGUGCAACUCCCUACUGAAACAUGGCGAUGAACAAACCCAGUUGGUAGCGAGAGGCCUCUUUAGUUCUCAGACUAAACUUCUGCAGGGCACUGUACAGGCCUGACAACCGCGUUCGCAUUUUCGUCGAAACUGGCAACCCACCAUUUUGUCUCUUACUCGUGCACACUGGGAACAGAUGCAGGGCUGUGAACAUGUACCGAAAGAACAGCUCUGUCAUGUAAGUCUGUUGAGGCCAGUCUUAAAGCCCUUCUUCAAACUGUCCAAGUCGAUGUGUUGAAGGAAUUAAACAUGUUGUAUUUACCAGAUGGGUCUCAUGUAAACUCUGGUGUUGCACUGGGAUGUUUCUGGCCAAUGAGAGAAUGUUAGGGUUUAAUGUACAGUAGUUUAAUUGUUAAAAAGGUACAAAGUUUUUCCGAUUGACUGCUGACUUUUUUUUUUUUUUUUUUUUUAGCCAAACUUAUCCCUUCCCCCGAUUUCCUUCCUGAAGGUUUGAAAACAGGGUUUCCUGAGGCAUGCUAGCCAGUGACCUCUGGCUUUUUUUGUGAUUAGAUGGGGGGGGGGGUGAGAAGAGAGCCACGCCAGUAAGGGGUGACGGACACCCCUCAAACCGCCGCUCUCCUAUUUUUUGCUUUAAAUCUCUUUGUAUGCAGAACCAAAAUGUAAACUGUUGGCAAACUAGGUUUCAGGCCUGACCUGAGUGUGUAUAUACCCUGAAUACAAUCAUUGGGAUCUUGUUUUCAAAAGCGAAAUUACUUAUUUAAGAUAAGUGUAGUUUCUAAAGAACAUGUAUCAUUAUUUGUAAGUUAACCAUCUGCAUGUCUUUAAGCCACCUGGCAUUAGCUAAUAAUUUUUAAGAU
Molecule: messenger RNA, 5953 nt
Organism: Sander lucioperca (pikeperch)
Lineage: Eukaryota; Metazoa; Chordata; Actinopteri; Perciformes; Percidae
Product: RNA-binding protein MEX3B
Exons: 5
Coding region: 629-2617 (662 amino acids)
Molecular function (GO): RNA binding
Source: RefSeq, a predicted model, not a curated record